This is a messenger RNA of Pyricularia oryzae 70-15, 900 nucleotides long. RefSeq lists its product as uncharacterized. Gene Ontology annotation, cellular component: proteasome complex; proteasome regulatory particle, lid subcomplex. Gene Ontology annotation, biological process: proteasome assembly; mRNA export from nucleus; double-strand break repair via homologous recombination. The transcript has 3 exons. The record is from RefSeq and is a predicted model, not a curated record. Bases 228 to 515 code for a protein of 95 amino acids. NCBI's taxonomy places the organism in Eukaryota, Fungi, Ascomycota, Sordariomycetes, Magnaporthales, Pyriculariaceae.
CCAAGCAAUAGGACAAGGCGGCAGGGAGCUGGACGACUUAGCAAUGUCUGACGACGUAGACGUUCCCCAACCGCGACCCAAGAGAUUCACUCCGCCAUCCAUCAAACCACCCCACCACCACAUCACGCUGCAACGAAUCCUUCAAGACGACGGUGAUACCUGAGAGUUUACGCGUCACUUUUACCGAAAAAAAGUCGAUAAUUCACAAGGAAACCCACAAACCAACCAUGGCGUCGUCAACACAAACUGCCCCUCAGAAGAAGGAGGACAAGCCAGCCGACCAGACAUCCAAGCUUGAGACCCAGCAAAAAUCAGCCGCGCUCGAGGAGGACGACGAGUUUGAGGACUUUCCGGUGGACGACUGGGCGAUGGAGGAGACCGAGGCCGGCGCGAGCAACGACGCCGCCCAGAAGCACUUGUGGGAGGAGUCAUGGGACGACGAUGACACAAGCGACGACUUCUCCCAGCAGCUCAAAGAAGAGCUGAAGAAAGUCGAGGCUUCAAAGAGGAGAUGAGCAACGGGUUGAUGAGUAUCACGGGUUCCCCUGGGCACACGGCAUCGCACGGGGCGCAGCCACAAACCACCAUGGCUACGAGAAAAGGAUAGACACAGUUGUCGAGCGGGAAGAAACCGCCACCCAAAUAACAUCGUAAUAGACGCCGUCAGAAUUUCAUCGUCAAUGACCCUGUAUCAAGCCAUAUCAAACCGGGGUGACGUGAGUGUAUAUGUCAUGGAUGCCUCGGAUAGACCCCCCGUGGCUCUUUGACAGCCCUCAUUCUGAUAUGUACUAUUAUUUACUUCAAAAUGAUGGUAUUGCUGCUCAUAGAUAGGAGGUUCUACUGGACAUUGUUCUUUGUUCAUCAAAUUGUCAGGGAAUCCUUGUACUUGCAGUAAUUACA